AUGGUGGCCUCAACCUUUCUGACGACGGCACUUGCCGCUGUUAGCCUGUUGUUCUCUGCUGACGGAGCUCUGGCGAGGCAGUCAGGGUUCACACCCCCUUCUCGCACUUACCAUGGCAGCAGAGAGGUCUGCCCGGAACGUUGCUACGUUUCGGGGCCCAACCCUGGCAACUGGUCGGCCUACCCUAGCCUCAAGCUCCUCAGAACGUGCCAAAAGACCAUGUUUUAUGACUUCUCCCUCUACGAUCCCCUGGACGACCCGACUGUCAACCAUCGCAUCCACGCUUGCUCUUCGUUCGGCUCCGACUUCUCCACAAUACCUCCCGAUUCUGCGGAUGCCCAGCGAGCCAACACUUCUACUUCAGCCACCCCCGUCCCAGUCCAGUUCGAGGUUGGAUGGUGGAGUGAGGGCUUCGGUCUGGCCGCCCCUGGCCUCCGGUCCCUGAUCACGCAGCUCCGCGAAUAUGUUGGGCGCGGUUACGGCGCCACUGACCGUCCCUUCAUCAUGUUUGGCCAGUCCGGACCUGCCACUAUCGGUCUCUACAUCGGCCACGGUCUCCUCAACCAGGCCAUCGGCGAGUCAGCUCUGCGGAUUUUCCAAUACAACCUUGAUAACCUGAACGUCUCAACGCCGAGCUUAGCCAUGCAGCUUUGCGCUCCCGGCUACGACAGUGCCCACGUCUUUGGCGUCAUGGUCACCAGCAAUGCCACUUUCGGACCCAUCCAAGAUGCGAUCAAGACCUGGGCCAACGCGACUUGUCUCUCGUUUGUCGGGUCGAGAAGCUUCGCUGGGGACGCCGUUUUCACCGCCCCGCUCCUGCCCACAAAUGGAACCGUCGGUUCAAACUCGUCCACCAUUCAAUCCAGGGCGCUUCAUCCCCGUGCCGAUUGCCGGACGGUGCAGGUCCAAGGAGGCGACAGCUGUGGGUCGCUGGCGACAAAGUGCGGCAUCUCCGGUGCUACCUUCACCAAGUAUAACCCAGGCUCUAGCUUUUGUUCUUCGCUGCGGCCGGGACAGCACGUUUGCUGCUCCAGCGGCAGCCUUCCCGAUUUCCGCCCGGUCCCCAACGCGGACGGCUCUUGCUCGACGUACAAGGUCAAGACCGACGACAACUGCGCCGAUAUUGCUGCCGCGUACUCUCUCACCGUUGACGACAUUGAGAGCUUCAACAAGAAGACGUGGGGCUGGAGCGGGUGCAAACUGCUGUUUCCCAACACGUUCAUGUGCCUGAGCAAGGGGACUCCGCCGUUCCCGGCCUCCAUCUCCAACGCCCAGUGCGGCCCGCAGAAGCCGGGAUCUCAGCCGCCGACGGACGGCUCCGACAUCGCCAGCCUCAACCCCUGCCCGCUGAAUGCCUGCUGCAACAUCUGGGGUCAAUGCGGUCUUUCCCGCGACUUCUGCAUCGAUACCAACACGGGGCCGCCGGGAACUGCUGCGCCGGGCACCUAUGGCUGCAUCUCCAACUGCGGCCUAGAUGUCAUCAAGGGCGACGGUAACGGGGCCAUCAAGGUUGCUUACUUCGAAGGUUACGGCUUCAACCGGGACUGCCUCUUCCAGGACGCGUCCCAACUGGACACGGGCAAGUUCACGCACGUCCACUUUGCCUUCGCGACGCUGAGCCCCACGUACGAGGUCCAGCUGGGCGAUGCACUCGCGUCGUACCAGUUUUCCGAAUUCAAGCGCAUCUCGGGCGCCAAGAAGAUUGUCUCGAUCGGCGGCUGGGACUUCUCGACGUCGCCUUCUACCAUCGACAUUUUCCGCGCCGGUGUCACGGCUGCCAACCGCUUAGCCAUGGCCAAGAGCAUUGCCAAGUUUGUUAUAGAUAACGACCUCGACGGUGUCGACAUUGACUGGGAAUAUCCUGGGGCACCCGACAUUCCUGCUCCUCGGACGGACGGCCAGGACGAGGGACCCAACUACCUCGCCUUUCUCGUCGUUCUGCGGAACUGCCUCCCCAACAAGUCCAUCUCGAUCGCCGCCCCUGCUUCGUACUGGUACCUGAAGCAGUUCCCUCUCCUGACGAUGAGCAAGGUCGUCGACUACAUCGUGUACAUGACGUACGAUCUUCACGGCCAGUGGGACGCGCACAACCAGUGGUCCCAGGACGGGUGUGAGGCAGGCAACUGCCUGCGCAGCCACGUCAACCUGACGGAAACCCGGCAGGCGCUGGCCAUGGUCACCAAGGCUGGAGUUCCUGGUCGGAAGAUUGUUGUCGGCGUGACCAGCUACGGCCGGUCCUUCCAGAUGGCCGACCCGGGCUGCUGGGGCCCAAAUUGUAAGUUCACCGGUGACCGGCUGAACUCGGACGCCACCAAGGGCCGUUGCACCGGGACGGCCGGGUACAUUGCGGAUGCGGAGACGGACGAGAUCAUGGCCGAUGGUGGCAGCCGUGUGGUGACGAGCUUCAUCGAUGCGACCAGCAACAGCAAUAUCCUCGUCUACGACAACAACCAAUGGGUCAGCUACAUGAGCUUCGGCAUCAAGAAGAUCCGCACCUCUCUCUACGCGAGCUGGGGUAUGGGCGGCACCACCGACUGGGCCAGCGACCUGCAGGAAUUCCACCCGGUCCCCGGGCCACUGAAGGACUGGGACGCGUAUAAGCUUGCUAUCAGCGUCGGGGAGGAUCCCAAGAUCGACAACACGCGGACCGGCAACUGGACAUCGCUGAACUGCUCAGAGGACAUGGUUAUGUAUUGGGGGGACUACCUUGCUGCCGACCGGUGGACGGGGCUGUACGCUGCUGAUGCGUGGAAAGACAUUGUUAGAGUCUGGUUCGACACUGACCAGGCGAGGAAGAAAACCUUUACCGGGUCGGUUUCAGAAACCCUUGGCACAGGGCUGGUUGCAGACUGCGCAAACAUUGCCAAUGGUAAAGUAGACAACUGCGAUGCCACGCUGCAAUGCCCGGAGGCGGCGAACGGUAAGACAUCCGGGCCGGCAGCAGUGGUGAUAUGGGACUCCCUGGUCUUAAUCCACGAGAAAUAUCACGAAUUCUACGAUGCGAUCAACGACGCCCAUACGAGUUUCAACUCCGCUAUCGACGACAUGGAAGAGACCUUUGCGCCUGUCCCGGAGGUUAAAGACAAGGACGCGUGGCUUGAUAUGUUGAUCGACGCGGUCAGCUUUGGAGCCGUGGCAGGUCUAGGGCGGUACAUCAAGAUUGCCGUCAAGGACCUAGCCUACUUUGCCGAGAACGAAUCCAAGACCGAGCAGCUCGUUGAGGUCGUCGGGGCCUUGGUCGACCAGGGCAAGGGCGCCGUGAAAAAGGAGGCCAAGGAGCCGCCGGGUGAUUGGACAGAGGCAAAGCAGAAGCAGCUAGGGACCUACCUGGGCCUGGCCUUCGACGGUUGGGCUGACGCUGCUCGGAAUGCCAGUUACAAAUUGUUUGACGGGAGCCAGGAGUCGGUCCGCACCCUCGGGGAUCUGAUUUCCGGCGGCAAGUUCACGGGCGGUAAGGGCGGUGGCAAGGACGACAAUUCCAACAAGAACACCGGUCUGAAGGAGACCAUUGGCAAAGCUUUCUUUGGGUUCGCCAUUCCCGCCAUCUGGCGCGCCUCCAACAACUAUGCGUUUGUGAUCGACUCGGGCUAUGCAUGCAAUGUGGACAGGCCACUGCCGGCCUUCCUGGAGGACAACACCAUGAACGCCACGGGCGCCUGCGUAGACGGCAUGCGCUACUACCUGGUCGCUCCCACCGGGAACCCUUUGGCGUGUUCGUGUCCGUCGGACAACACGGACGGCCACGAAUGCCCAAUAGCGUGCGAUCAUAACAAGUUCUCGGCACCCCCGGGCCUCGACCAGUUGGGCGGUCGGUUCGGAGGGGUCACCGUGGAGGACCUCACCACCGCCGCCGUCCGCGCAUGGAUCGCCAAAGGCAAGGACAACGACGUUGACGCGAGGGAUGCCAUGGCCCAGGCUGCUCUAGACGAUGUGAUGGCAUCCGACGACGCGCAGGUCCCAUUCACCAACCUCCCCGUCUGCUCCGCCGAUCGCGCCUUGCAGGGUUGGACCCACACCACCGCGGGCUCCUCCGACAGCUACCCGUGCGGCACCCUGCCGGGCAUCAACGCCUGUGGCGACUCGACUUUUGUGGACCAGACCAGCGACGCAUCGCCUCCUGUCAGCGACUGCCUCCAGAUUAUCAAGAACAUCGAAGGCGACCCCACGACCAGUUUCUCCCCCCCGACCAUUAAUGGCCAGUCCGGUAUCGCGUGGGGUCCCAAGGGGUGCACAUUUGGCGUGGAGGUGACCGAGCCGACCGCUGUUACUAACAUGUACAUCGGGGGUCAAGACAUUAUCGAUAUCAUCAAUGAUGCAGUCAAGAAGUUUGGCGGCAGCGGUAAGGUGGGAGCCAAGGGCAACAUGGUCUGCAACGGCCUUCCUAUCUUGUGGGGUCUUUACUAG
Molecule: messenger RNA, 4404 nt
Organism: Dichotomopilus funicola
Lineage: Eukaryota; Fungi; Ascomycota; Sordariomycetes; Sordariales; Chaetomiaceae
Product: killer toxin subunits alpha/beta
Exons: 1
Coding region: 1-4404 (1467 amino acids)
Biological process (GO): carbohydrate metabolic process
Molecular function (GO): hydrolase activity, hydrolyzing O-glycosyl compounds; chitin binding
Source: RefSeq, a predicted model, not a curated record